AUGGUUAAAUAUGAACUCAUCAACAAGAUUGACAAGGGCUGCUUGGCCUCCUGCCCGCACGUGUUCUCAGCCCACCGUGACCCCGACCCUCGGCGCCCAGCAUGUUCCCGGCCGCAACGGUCGGUGCUCCAGUGUAAAAUCAGACCUCUCUGGAGACAUUCAAGCAAAGGUUGGACAACUGCUUUUCCAGAACAGAGAAGAAACUCAUGCAUUGAAAAAUGUGACCGAUACACAUACGUAAAGAGUAGGGCUGGACAAAUACCAGAAUCUGAUCAAAUAAAGCAGUUUAAGGAAUUUCUUGGAACCUACAGUAAACUUACAGAAACGUGUUUUAUAGACUGCAUUAAAGAUUUCACAACUAGAGACGUAAAGCCUGAAGCGACUACCUGUUCAGAACAUUGUUUACAGAAAUAUUUAAAAAUGGCACAAACAAUAUCCAUGAGAUUUCAGGAAUAUCACAUUCAGCAGAAUGAAGCACUGGCGGCCAAGGCAGGCCUGCUUGGCCAGCCCCGAUAGGCGAGUCCCGAC
Molecule: messenger RNA, 528 nt
Organism: Ochotona curzoniae (black-lipped pika)
Lineage: Eukaryota; Metazoa; Chordata; Mammalia; Lagomorpha; Ochotonidae
Product: mitochondrial import inner membrane translocase subunit Tim9-like
Exons: 2
Coding region: 1-516 (171 amino acids)
Source: RefSeq, a predicted model, not a curated record